AUGAGUUCGAUGAUGGAGAAGCUGAGACGCCUUCGACAGUCCGUGUCUACGAUUCAGCCAAGAGUAUUCGUCGAAACGACUGUACGACUUGCCUUGGCUAGCAUCGUUAAUUUCUAUCUAUCGAGAUUUAUUUUCAGCUAUAAACUCAUACCGACUUUGGAAAAUGCAUUUCAAGCUACUCCUUUAGCAGAAUGGCUGUUCUUCCAAAAGGAUCCGGAUCGGCUGCCAAAAAUGUAUCGGCUGUGGCCUCCACAUGCAUACAUCGAAUUGGCCGCCGUAUUCACCGUGACUUUGUACAUUCUCCUGAAGUAUUUCAUGAUCCCGGAACACGUGUGGCAACUUUUGGGACGUCGAGAUCGACGUGACGGAAGUGGAAGGGUCUGA
This is a messenger RNA of Ostertagia ostertagi, 384 nucleotides long. The record is from the annotation of a GenBank genome assembly. NCBI's taxonomy places the organism in Eukaryota, Metazoa, Nematoda, Chromadorea, Rhabditida, Trichostrongylidae.